Molecule: messenger RNA, 2519 nt
Organism: Gymnogyps californianus (California condor)
Lineage: Eukaryota; Metazoa; Chordata; Aves; Accipitriformes; Cathartidae
Gene: TRIM36
Product: tripartite motif containing 36
Exons: 11
Coding region: 1-2223 (740 amino acids)
Molecular function (GO): zinc ion binding; protein binding
Source: RefSeq, a predicted model, not a curated record
AUGGCGGUGGCCGCGGACGGCAGCCGCUUCGGCUACAUCUUGGACCUGCUGAAGCGGGACAAGGUUACCAUUAAGGGUAUCGAAAGAGAGCUCAUCUGCCCAGCAUGCAAGGAAUUAUUUACCCAUCCACUGAUCCUUCCUUGCCAGCACAAUGUCUGUCACAAAUGUGUGAAAGAAAUACUCUUUGCAUUUGAAGACUCUUUUGCUGAUGGAGGCUCUGAAUCCUCUAAUCAGAGUAGCCCUCGAAUUAAAAUCUCGUCUUCUAGCAUGGACAGAAUUGACAGGAUUAGUAGAUCAGCCUCACAGAGGAGGUCUUUUGGGUGGAGAGGCAGAAAACGCAAUUCACUGACUCCUAGAUCGAGUCUAUUUCCUUGUCCGGGUUGCCAGCGGGAUAUUGAUCUCGGAGAACGUGGCAUCAAUGGCUUAUUUCGCAACUUUACUUUGGAAACCAUUGUGGAAAGAUACAGACAGGCAGCCAGGGCAGCCAUUGCUAUUAUGUGCGAUUUCUGCAAACCUCCACCUCAAGAGUCCACAAAGAGCUGCAUGGACUGCAGUGCAAGCUAUUGCAACGAAUGUUUCAAAAUACACCAUCCUUGGGGAACUGUGAAAGCCCAGCAUGAAUAUGUAGGACCAACCACCAACUUCAGACCCAAGAUUUUGAUGUGUCCAGAACAUGAAAUGGAGAGGGUAAACAUGUACUGUGAAAUCUGCAGAAGGCCUGUUUGUCAUCUUUGUAAACUGGGUGGAUGUCAUGCAAACCAUAGAGUAACAACCAUGAGCACUGCCUACAAAACCCUUAAGGAGAAGCUUUCAAAAGAUAUCGAGUACCUCAUCAGUAAGGAGGGCCAGGUGAAAGCUCACAUCACACAGCUGGAUCUGCUGCUGAAAGAAGCAGAGUGCAACAGUGAAAGAGCUAAAGAAGAAGCAUGUCAGAGUUUUGAAAAAUUAUCUCAUGUCCUGGAAGAGAAGAAGUCUGCAGCUCUUAGGGCAAUUGAAGCUUCUAAGAAUUUAAGGCUGGAAAAAUUGCAAAUGCAAGCAGAAGAGUAUCAAGGGCUCCUGGAAAAUAAUGGCCUUGUAGGAUAUGCUCAAGAAGUGCUUAAAGAAACUGAUCCAUCUUGUUUUGUUCAAACAGCAAAACAACUUCAUUUCAGAAUCCAAAAAGCUACUGAAUCUCUGAAGAGCUUCAGGCCAGCUGCUGAAACUACUUUUGAAGACUUUGUGGUGGACAUAGCCAAGCAAGAAGAGAUCCUUGGUGACUUGUCCUUCCAUUCCAACGGUUUAGAAAUACCAGAAAUCAAUGAAGAGCAGAGCAGAAUGUACAACAAAGCUCUGAUCAGUUGGGAAUGCCCUGGGAAGACAGACUCAGCUGAUACCUAUGUUCUUGAGUAUCAUAAGCUUAAUAGAGAAGAGGAGAGUGUGACAUGGCAGGAGAUCGAAGUCUGCAGCAAGAGCAAAAUAAUAUCUGAUCUUGAUGACGACAGCAGCUAUGCCUUUAGAGUUCGAGGAUAUAAAGGGUCCGUCUGUAGCCCUUGGAGCCGAGAAGUUAUUUUGCGUACGCCUCCAGCUCCAGUUUUCAGUUUUCUUUUUGAUGACAAAUGUGGGUACAACAGUGAACAUCUCCUGCUGAACACAAGAAGAACCUCUGUGGAAAGUAGGGCUGGAUUUCCUCUACUGCUGGGAUCUGAGCGCAUGCAGGUCGGAUGCUACACAACCCUGGAUUACAUCGUUGGCGACACUGGGAUUGCCAAAGGGAAGCACUUCUGGGCUUUUCGUGUGGAAGCCUAUUCAUACCUGGUGAAAGUGGGAGUUGUUUCUAGCAACAAGAUACAGAAAUUGUUCCAUAAUACCCACGAUGUGACCAGCCCAAGAUACGAGCAAGACAGUGGUCAUGACAGUGGGAGUGAAGAUGCCUUCUUUGACUCAUCACAGCCUUUGACACUGGUCACUUUAGGCAUGAAGAAGUUCUUUAUCCCCACGACACCUGCUGCCCCCAAGGAUCCAGCGAGCAGAAUCCUUCCCCUGCCGUCGUCCUUGGGCAUCUGCCUUGACUGUGACAAAGGCAAGGUGGGGUUUUACGACACAGGCCGUAUGAAAUGCCUUUAUGAGUGUGAGGUGGACUGCUCUGGCAUAAUGUACCCCGCAUUUGCCUUAAUGGGUGGCGCGGCAGUUCAUCUUGAGGAAGCUGUCACAGCAAAGUACGGGGAGUACCACGACGACAUCUAGUGCAGUAAUCUCUUCCCAUUGCUGUUCUGAGAUGGAAAAUGAGAGCAGAAGAAUUCUACCUUAGUUGUCAGUCCUGAUUAAUUACAUUCUACCUACGUGUUGCUCACAAGCCUCUGGGCCAUGCUUUUUUUAAACAAACGGUCCAGACACUUCCCACACCAGUGGGAAAUGUUCUUCCAGGAACUCUCCUGCCUUUCUUGUGAUCUGUGCAAUGCCGUUCUCCACAGACUUUCUUCCCAGGGGGAAGCAGGGAAGAAGUUUGAUUAGCAACCAAAAUUUACUCUUCAGGGGUAGAA